CGCCCCCCACGCCUCGUCGCCAGACAUUUGCCGAUUCCUUCUGCUUCGAUACACCCCCGUUCGUGAUCGCGCAUUCGCUGUUGUCAGCGCCAGCAACGCCGUAACCGCCGCCCUGCUGUGAUCGGAGAGGAUGAGCCUUGCGCUGGAGCAAACUCUGCUGAACGGGCUCCUCGAUUUCCCGGACGCAAUCGAGAAGCUGGUGUUCUCGUCUAGGCCGCACGAGGCGGGCGGGCGGGAGAAGAGCGCCGGGAACAUUCCGGUGGACAUCCUGGAGGCGCCCAAGGAGUACGUCUUCUACAUGGACGUCCCCGGCGUUUCCAAGUCUGACAUUCAGGUGACCGUGGAGGAUGAGAGGACCCUAGUGAUAAAGACCAACGGGAAGAGGAAACGGGAUGAGACCGAGCAAGACAAGGAGUGCAAGUUCCUGAGGCUGGAGAGGAGGACCUCGGCAUCGCCCAGGCUUAUGAGGAAGUUCCGGCUGCCGGAGGAUGCCAAUGCAGGUGCAAUCAUGGCCAAGUGCGAGAACGGAGUGCUGACCGUGACGGUUGAGAAAGUGCCGCCUCCGCCCAAGUCCAAGACCGUGGAAGUUGCCAUUGCUUAGAGUGUGAAGGGAAGACUACAAAGGGGGAAAAGAAAAACUCGUCAAUUCCGGGGGCUUAGAUAGGAACUUGUUGCUUCUGUAGCCUAAGUGUAUGAUUUCCGUGUUUGCGUUGUGUAUCAUUUGUAUCUACCCUUGGUGUUAAUCCGUAGGCAACAGUCCGGUGUGGAGCUUGAUGGUGUAUCGACUGUGUUCAAGUGGAAUAUCGAUAAGGAACGGAAUAUCCACGUCGAUAAGGAAUGUAAGAGCUUCCCUUGCCUAAUGUCUCCUCCUCUCAAGCGGCUCAAA
This is a messenger RNA of Punica granatum (pomegranate), 886 nucleotides long. NCBI's taxonomy places the organism in Eukaryota, Viridiplantae, Streptophyta, Magnoliopsida, Myrtales, Lythraceae. The record is from RefSeq and is a predicted model, not a curated record.